Messenger RNA from Trichophyton verrucosum HKI 0517, 1959 nucleotides. Its product is annotated as carboxypeptidase S1, putative. Gene Ontology annotation, biological process: proteolysis. Gene Ontology annotation, molecular function: serine-type carboxypeptidase activity. Gene Ontology annotation, cellular component: fungal-type vacuole. The record is from RefSeq and is a predicted model, not a curated record. The coding region runs from base 1 to 1959 and encodes 652 amino acids. NCBI's taxonomy places the organism in Eukaryota, Fungi, Ascomycota, Eurotiomycetes, Onygenales, Arthrodermataceae. The transcript is spliced from 2 exons.
AUGCGCUUGGCCGCUAGCAUUGCGGUGGCCCUGCCAGUCAUUGGCGCUGCCAGUGCUCAAGGCUUCCCUCCACCCGUUACGGGCGUCACUGUGGUCAAAUCCAAGUACGACGAAAACGUAAAGAUCACAUACAAGGAGAAUGACAUAUGUGAAACCACAGAAGGAGUUAGAUCAUUCACCGGUCAUGUCCACCUCCCUCCAGACAACGAUUACUUUGGUGUCUACCAGAACUACUCCAUCAAUACAUUCUUCUGGUUCUUUGAAGCUCGUGAAGACCCCAAGAAUGCUCCUCUCUCCAUCUGGCUGAACGGUGGUCCGGGAUCAUCAUCCAUGAUAGGACUCUUCCAGGAAAACGGCCCAUGCUGGAUCAAUGAUGACUCUAAAUCUACCACCAACAACUCAUUCUCGUGGAACAAUAGAGUAAACAUGCUCUACAUUGAUCAACCAAACCAAGUCGGUUUCAGUUAUGACGAGCUUACCAACAUCACCUACUCUACCAUCAAUGAUACGAUAUCUGUUGCUGACUUUUCUAGCGGUGUCCCCGCGCAAAAUCUCUCUACGUUGGUUGGAACUGGUAGCAGCCAGAAACCUUGGGCAACUGCCAACAACACUGUGAACGCUGCUCGUUCUAUCUGGCACUUUGCACAAGUGUGGUUCCAGGAAUUCCCUGAACACAAGCCUAACAAUAACAAGAUCAGCAUCUGGACCGAGUCCUAUGGAGGAAGAUAUGGUCCCUCAUUCGCCUCUUACUUCCAGGAGCAGAAUGAAAAGAUCAAGAACCAUACCAUUACCAAGGAAGGCGAGAUGCAUAUCCUAAACCUCGACACCCUCGGUGUCAUCAACGGCUGCAUCGAUCUCAUGUUCCAAGCAGAAAGUUAUGCUGAAUUCCCAUACAACAACACCUAUGGUAUCACGGCUUAUACCAAAGAGAAGCGCGAUGCUAUAAUACGCGACAUCCACCGUCCCGACGGCUGCUUCGACAAGCUUGCCAAGUGCCGUGAGGCUGCCAAAGAAGGAGACCCUCACUUCUACAGCAACAAUGCGACCGUCAACGCAAUCUGUGCGGAAGCUAACUCUGACUGCGACAAAUAUCUAAUGGAACCUUUCCAAGAGGCCAACCUUGGUUACUAUGAUAUUGCCCAUCCUCUUCAGGAUCCCUUCCCCCCACCAUUCUUUAAGGGCUUCCUCAGCCAAUCUAGUGUCCUGUCCGACAUGGGAUCGCCAGUCAACUUCAGUCACUACUCCCAAGCUGUGGGGAAAUCAUUCCACGGCGUGGGUGAUUACGCUCGCCCUGAUGUGCGCGGCUUCACCGGUGACAUUGCUUAUCUUCUCGAGAGCGGAGUCAAGGUUGCUCUCGUCUAUGGUGACAGAGAUUACAUCUGCAAUUGGCUCGGUGGUGAGCAGGUCAGUCUCGGCUUGAACUACACUGGCACUGAAGCCUUCCGCAAGGCAGGAUAUGCCGAUGUCAAGGUCAACUCUUCAUACGUCGGAGGCUUAGUGCGUCAACAUGGAAACUUCUCCUUCACCAGAGUUUUCGAGGCCGGCCAUGAAGUUCCUGGCUACCAACCGGAGACUUCCCUCAAGAUCUUUGAGCGUAUCAUGUUCAACAAGGAUAUUGCUACCGGAGAGCUCGACAUCGCUCAGAAACAAGACUACGGUACCACUGGAACUGAGUCUACGUUCCAAGUCAAAAACGAAAUCCCUCCUUCACCAGAGCCGACUUGCUACCUCCUCAGUGCUGACGGAACUUGUACGCCGGAGCAGCUUAAUGCCAUUGAGAAUGGAACUGCAGUUGUUGAGAACUACAUUAUCAAGAGCCCUGCUGCAUCGAAGGGAAACCCUCCACCAACCACGACCUCGUCUCCCACAGCAUCCCCUACCGCUGGAAGUGCCAUGCUAAAGGCUCCUGUUGCAAUGCUGGCAAUAUCAGCUCUCACUGUCCUUGCUUUCUACUUGUAG